ACUUUUACAGCCUGGUGCAAUUCCCACCUCAGGAAAGCAGGCACACAGAUUGAGAAUAUUGAAGAGGACUUCAGAAAUGGCCUCAAACUGAUGCUCCUCUUGGAAGUUAUCUCAGGGGAAAGACUACCGAAACCAGACAGAGGGAAGAUGCGCUUCCAUAAAAUCGCUAAUGUCAACAAAGCUCUGGAUUAUAUUGCCAGCAAAGGAGUGAAACUUGUGUCAAUUGGUGCAGAAGAAAUUGUUGAUGGCAAUGUGAAAAUGACGCUGGGUAUGAUCUGGACUAUCAUCCUUCGUUUUGCUAUUCAGGAUAUUUCAGUGGAAGAGACCUCUGCCAAAGAAGGGCUGCUGCUGUGGUGUCAAAGAAAAACUGCUCCUUACAGAAAUGUGAACAUUCAGAACUUCCAUCUUAGCUGGAAAGAUGGCCUUGGAUUAUGUGCACUUAUCCACAGACACCGACCUGAUCUUAUUGACUACUCCAAGCUAAAUAAGGAUGACCCCAUAGGAAAUAUCAACCUUGCCAUGGAAAUUGCUGAAAAGCAUUUGGAUAUCCCUAAGAUGUUGGAUGCAGAAGAUAUUGUGAACACUCCUAAACCCGAUGAGAGAGCUAUCAUGACGUAUGUGUCCUGCUUCUACCAUGCUUUUGCUGGAGCAGAGCAGGCUGAGACUGCAGCUAACCGGAUCUGUAAGGUGCUUGCUGUGAAUCAGGAAAAUGAGAGGUUGAUGGAAGAGUAUGAGAGACUAGCAAGUGAGCUUUUAGAAUGGAUUCGCCGGACAAUUCCUUGGCUGGAAAACAGGACCCCAGAAAAAACAAUGCAGGCCAUGCAGAAGAAAUUAGAGGAUUUCCGGGACUACCGCCGCAAACACAAACCUCCCAAAGUCCAAGAGAAAUGUCAACUGGAGAUCAAUUUCAACACCCUGCAGACAAAACUCAGAAUCAGCAAUCGGCCAGCUUUCAUGCCAUCAGAGGGAAAAAUGGUUUCAGAUAUUGCCGGUGCUUGGCAGAGACUUGAACAAGCUGAGAAAGGCUAUGAAGAAUGGCUCCUGAAUGAAAUACGAAGACUGGAAAGACUUGAACACUUGGCUGAGAAAUUCAGGCAGAAGGCUUCCACUCAUGAACAGUGGGCAUAUGGUGAGCAGAAAU
Molecule: messenger RNA, 1141 nt
Organism: Balearica regulorum gibbericeps (East African grey crowned-crane)
Lineage: Eukaryota; Metazoa; Chordata; Aves; Gruiformes; Gruidae
Source: RefSeq, a predicted model, not a curated record